Messenger RNA from Pestalotiopsis fici W106-1, 1152 nucleotides. RefSeq lists its product as uncharacterized. The record is from RefSeq and is a predicted model, not a curated record. Gene Ontology annotation, molecular function: hydrolase activity. Lineage: Eukaryota; Fungi; Ascomycota; Sordariomycetes; Amphisphaeriales; Sporocadaceae. Bases 1 to 1152 code for a protein of 383 amino acids. The transcript has a single exon.
AUGGCCACGACUCCAAUAUGGGCAAAACAGCCAUUCAAGGCGCUGUAUAGCGUCAUGUUCAUGCUUAAAGCAGUAGCACUCUUGCCAUUACUUGUACUUCGCUAUGGUCCGAAAUCUCUCCGGCCCCUGCCAGAGCAGGGCCUGCGCAUUUGUGUUGUAAAUGCGCUUGUACGUCAGCUCUUUGCUUACCAGACUGCCACCCGUUCCAACGGCGUGGCAGACGUCGAAUCUGGUCACAAGAAAGCAAAGGAGCGCUUUGCCCUGGUGCAGCCCGCCGAGGCGGAACUGUAUCGCGGUGUCCUGAACCUCAACGGGUCAAUACACCCGGCGGCGGUAGGAGGAAUCUGGUAUCCCUCCCCAUUAGCCAAAAUUACGCCGGCUCCUGAAUCCGAGAAGGAGAAGGUUGUCCUGCACUUCCCAGGCGGUGCAUUUGUGCUUGCUUUCGGCACCGACGCUAACGGACAAGACAUCUCUGGGAUCAUGAAGCAGCAUUUGCACGCGUCAAAGACCUUCCUGGGCCAGUAUCGAGUGAGCAGCAACGACGAAACUCGAUUUCCAGCAGCCAUCCAGGACCUGGUCACCUUCUACCACUACGUAUUAUCGUUGGGUGUGGCACCCGAGGAUAUCCUUCUGUCUGGCGAUUCAGCUGCUGGAAAUCUGGUUCUUGGCCUCAUUCGAUAUAUAGAGCACCUGAAAUCACCUCAACUUCCGCCCCCGUCCGGAGCGAUGCUUUGGUCUCCCUGGGUUCACGUCACGGCGCAAGCAAACCAAGACUACAAGACUUCCAGGAACGCGCAAAACGAUCUCUUGAUUGGCGAGCUCCUGGAAUGGGGUGCCAAUGCAUACCUGCCCCAUGACGACGACAAGUCUGCCAGCAGCGACGGUCUGCCGUACAUUUCACCUUUGCACCAUCCUUUCAAGACUCAAGUCCCCCUAUUCAUUCAUGCAGGUGGGAGCGAGGGUUUUCGUGAUACUAUCGCGAAUUUCGCGCACGAGAUGGAGGGAAUCGAAGGAAAUCAAAUUCGAUACAGCCAGACGGACCAGGCCUCUCACAACUUACUAAUUGCAUACAAGGGCUUAGGCUUAGAUCGCGAGAUGGCUGCCGUUGCAGAGGAGGCCAAUGAGUUCUUUUCCGCCUAUACAGCUGCGUAA